This is a messenger RNA of Crotalus tigris (Tiger rattlesnake), 5297 nucleotides long. RefSeq names its product microtubule affinity regulating kinase 4 (gene MARK4). The record is from RefSeq and is a predicted model, not a curated record. Gene Ontology annotation, molecular function: protein binding; ATP binding; protein serine/threonine kinase activity. Gene Ontology annotation, cellular component: cytoplasm. Bases 1338 to 3749 code for a protein of 803 amino acids. The transcript has 17 exons. Gene Ontology annotation, biological process: microtubule cytoskeleton organization; protein phosphorylation; intracellular signal transduction. Lineage: Eukaryota; Metazoa; Chordata; Lepidosauria; Squamata; Viperidae.
UUGUUCCUCACCCCCCUGCUGAGGAGGCCAGCCAAAGUUUCUGACUUUUGCGCCCCCCCCCCACCUCCUUGGCUCCAGUCCUUGCCUGGUCAGCUGCACCGGGGGGGGGGGGCGCUCUCUGUUCUUUCCUCCCCAAGAAUCCCCCUUUAGACAUGGGGCCAGAAAGAGAUGAGCAGCAGCAACUUCUCUCUCGAAUCAGGUAGAAGGAAGGAAGGAAGGAAGGAAGGAAGGAAGGAAGGAAGGAAGGAAGGAAGGAAGGAACAAAGGAAUCAAAAUAGAGCACAAAGGGACCUUGAAGGUUUUCUAAUCCAGCCCCUUAAGCCUUGUGGACUUCAACUCCCAGAAUUCCCCAGGGAGUCUUAAAGUUCCCAAGGUUGAACCCCCUUAUCCUACUCCAUUCCAAACAAAAGACUAUCCAAUCUCUUCUUGAAAACCUCCAGUGAUGGAACACCCACAACUUCUGGUGGCAAGCUGUUCCGCUGGUUAAUUGUUCUCAUUAUUCCAUAUCCUGUACUUCUGGAGGGGCCCGUUUUCUUCUCCUUGCCCCAUUCGGGUUUUGGAAGGGGAGCGUGCCCAGCUCCUCCCCUCGGUUGGCCUACAUGGGCCGAGUUUCACAUCACUGCAUCCGCAGGGUCACGUGACCAAAAUUUGGAUGCUUGGCAACUGGUUCGUAUUUAUGGCGGUCGUGGUGUCCCGGGGUCAUGCAAUCCUCUUUUGCGACCUUCUGACGAGCAAAGUCCAUGGCGAAGCCAGAUUCACUUAACAGCCAGGUUACUAACUCAUCGGCUGCAACCGUGACAGGAAAGGUCGUAAAAUGGGGCCAAACUCACUUAACAAAUGUUUCACUUAGCAACAUAAACCCUGGGCUCAGUCGUGGUCGUAAAUCAAGGACUACCUGUAUCCAGAGUGCAGUCAAAUGCUCUUCCGACGCCUUCGCCAAGCCAGGCGGGCCCCUCCUGCGCUGGGCCUUUGCCUUCCCCGGGAGAGGAAUCGAAUCGCGCUUCCUUCGGCCUCUCUCCUCUGCCCUGGAGACCACAAAGAAAGAAACGGAGAACCCAGAUAUUUCCACCCGCCCUUUAACGCCUUCGGCCCACAUCCAUGGCUGCGGCCAUCUUGUGCACUGCAGCUGGUCCUUGAGUUACAACAGCUCAUUCAGUGACUGUUCAAAGUUACAACGGUACUGAAAAAAGUGACUUUUUUCAGACUUACAACGGUUGCAGCCUUCCCCUGGUCACGUAACUUGCAUUCAGAUGCUUGACAACUGACUCACAUUUAUGACCGUUGCGGUGUCCCGGGUCACAUGGUCCCCUUUUGCGACCUUCUGAUAAGCAAAGCCAAUGGGGAAACCAGAUUCACUUAACAACUGUGUUGCUCACUUAACGACUGCACUUAACAACUGUGGCAGGAAAGGUCGUGAAAUGGGGCAAAUUCACCUAACAAACAUGUCGCUCAGCAACAGACAUGCUGGGCUCAGCUGUGGUCGUAAGCACCAGCGCUGCCCAGUGGUGACUCUCGAGCCGGCCCCCCUGCCGGUGACGCCACCACUGUCCCCCCAGCCCUCUACCCUGGCCAGCAGCCGGUCCGAAAAGGGCUCGUCAUGGUCCAGCCGCUCACUGGGUGCCCGGUGCCGCAACUCCAUCGCCUCCUGCCCCGACGAGCAGCCCCACAUCGGCAACUACCGGCUGCUGAAGACCAUCGGCAAGGGCAACUUCGCUAAGGUCAAGCUGGCCCGGCACAUCCUGACGGGCAGGGAGGUGGCUAUCAAAAUAAUUGACAAGACGCAGCUCAAUCCAACAAGUCUCCAGAAGCUCUUCAGAGAAGUCAGGAUCAUGAAAGGACUAAAUCACCCCAAUAUUGUGAAACUCUUUGAGGUGAUCGAGACGGAGAAGACGCUCUACCUGGUCAUGGAGUAUGCCAGCGCCGGAGAGGUUUUCGAUUACCUGGUGUCCCACGGCCGCAUGAAGGAGAAAGAAGCCCGGGCUAAGUUCAGACAGAUCGUCUCGGCUGUGCACUACUGUCACCAGAAGAAUAUCGUACACAGAGACCUGAAGGCAGAAAACCUGCUGCUGGAUGCGGAUGCCAACAUUAAAAUAGCCGACUUCGGCUUCAGCAACGAAUUCACGCUCGGCUCCAAGCUGGACACCUUCUGCGGGAGCCCCCCCUAUGCUGCCCCGGAGCUCUUCCAGGGCAAGAAGUACGACGGGCCGGAGGUGGACAUCUGGAGCCUGGGAGUCAUUCUGUACACCCUGGUCAGCGGCUCCCUUCCUUUUGACGGGCAGAACCUCAAGGAGCUGCGGGAGCGCGUGCUGCGUGGCAAGUACCGCGUCCCCUUCUACAUGUCCACGGACUGUGAAAACAUCCUGAGGCGUUUCCUGGUGCUGAAUCCUGCCAAGCGCUGCACCCUGGAGCAAAUAAUGAAGGACAAGUGGAUUAAUAUCGGCUACGAGGGGGAGGAGCUGAAGCCCUACCGAGAACCCGAGGAGGAUUUUGCGGAUGCCAAGCGCAUAGAGGUCAUGGUGGGCAUGGGCUACACCCGGGAAGAGAUCAAGGAAGCCUUGGCCAACCAAAAGUACAACGAGGUCACAGCCACCUACCUGCUGCUGGGCAGGAAGAACGAGGUGGAAGGGGGGGAGUCCCGCACCGGCAGCAGCCUCUCGCUGGCCCGAGCGCGGCCGCCCAGCGAGGUCUCCAACGGCACCAGCAAGUCCUCCUCGCACGCCAAGGGCCAGCGGGCCUCCUCCACAUACCACCGGCAGCGACGGCACAGCGAUUUCUGCGGCCCCUCGCCCGUGCCCCUGCACCCCCAGCGCAGCCCGACCAGUGCCGGGGAUGGGGAGCUGAAGGAGGAGCGGAUGCCCUCGCGCAAGGCCAGCGGCAGCGUGGUGAGCAGCGGCCGGGGGGGCCUCCCGCCCUCCAGCCCCAUGGUCAGCAGCGCCAACAACCCCAACAAAUCGGAGAUCCCCGACCGGCGCAAGGACAGCGCAGUCAACACGAAUAACAUCCCGUCCAGUAUGAUGACCCGGCGGAAUACCUACGUCUGCACAGAGAGACCUGGGGGCGACCGCCACUCCCUGCUCCAGAAUGGGAAGGAGAACAGCUCGGGCACCAGUCGGGUGCCCCCGGCCUCCCCCUCCAGCCACAGCAUUGCCACCUCCUCCUCCUCCUCCGACCGCAGCCGGCUCUCUCGCGGCACCAACAUCCGCAGCACCUUCCAUGGGGGACAAGUGCGGGACCGGCGUGGCACCGGUGUGCAGAAUGGGCCGCCCCCCUCGCCAACCCUCUCCCACGAAGCCCCCACCCUGCCUCAGAGCCGCAGCCGGGCCACCUCCAACCUCUUCAGCAAACUGACCUCGAAGCUCACGCGGAGGGUCGCAGACGAACCUGAGAGAAUCAGGGGACCUGCGCUCACAAGUUGCAAUUUACCUUGGCAUCAAAAGGAAGCAGAACCCCGGCUGCUCCGAUUUACCUGGAAUGUGAAGCUGACCAGCACCCGCUCCGCCGAGGCCAUCCUGGCUGCCCUCUGCCAGGCCACGGACUCUGCCAACUGCUGCCGCCGCCAGACGGAGCCCUUCGUCCUCUCCUGCACCCACGGGAAGAGCGCCAGCGAGCACUUCUGCUGUUUCGAGGUGGAGGUCUGCCGGCUGCAGCGGCUGGGGGGGCUGCACGGGGUGCUCUUCCGUCGCCAGGCCGGCACCUCCCUGGCCUUCCGCAGCCUGGUGGCCAAGAUCACAGACCAGCUGCAACUCUAGGGCGGCCCGGCCUGCUCCGUGCAUUGACUGACCCCCAGGCUGGGGAGCCAUGCGGGGGAGGACGUGGCCCCGGGGCUCUCCCCGCUUUUCUCCAGGGCCCAGACAGUCCUUGGGUCAACCUCUGCUGCCAGGGGGAUCCCCAGCUGCUGCCCCGGAAGGCGCCUGCCAGCCUGUCAGUGGUGCUAGGAGGGGGACGGGGAGGGCAAGAGGGAGGGGAGAGAAAGGGCAGGGAAGGGCGCUGGCCCCUCCUCUAGCCCCUAAUUGGGUGGGGGAAAGGCUGGCCGGCCUUCCCUUUCCCAAGUCACAUGGGGGAACUGCAGGCCGGACUCUGGUGAGCCCCGCUUCCUCUGUUGUACAAAGAGGACCCCUGCCCAUCGUGCUGUGCCCACCAGCCAUGACCUUUUCACGCGCCACUUCAUUGCCAUCCAAACUCCAGGAGCUCAAACGCUUUCAUUUCCCCAAAUGGAGAGGGGGCGGUUUUGGGCUUGCCCAUAGAGGGUCCUGCCUCCCUUUCCUGGGCACCCACAAAAGCUGGCCCCUGGCCCCAGCUCUACUCUGGCUGGAGAACUGGCUCCCCCCCCCAGGAAUUCAAACCCUCCCAGGACAAGGGGGGCCAAAUGUGAUCAGCAGUGGGGGGAGGCAGCGAGAGUAGAGCGCAGCUGACCUGGGGUAGGUGCUGAACUGAGAGAGGCCACCCGACUGGCAAAGGCGCUCUGGGUCUUUGCAGCGCCACGUCCAGCCUUGCCUUCCGUGGCAGUGACAUUGGCACCCGACCGGGCGGGCAGCUGUGUGCUCAGGCAGUUUGGGCACCGGAGGCCCUCCUGCCCAAAGGCCUGCAGGCCAGAAGGCCCCGAGCAGUGGGCAGCCAGCAGGACCCUCACGUCUCCACGCAGGCCUUGUGACCGGACUACGAACCAAAUCUGAAGCUUGAAAGAAAAUGGAGCUGGCGCCGAAACCCCUCUCGGAGGGGGCUGGUCCUCCUGAGUGGCUUGAGGGGGCAGAAUUCAGUCACCCCAACGGCUGCUGGCCAUCUCGGGGGUGGGCACGAGUUGGCAGUGCCAGCUGCCCAAGCAGCUCUGCUCAGGUGCAGCCGGAGGGCCGUGCUGGGGGGCCUGUUGGCACCUCUCCACGCUGAGUGUUUGGGCCCCAGCAGUGUGAAGGAGCUGCAGAGGGGGAUUGGCACAGCGGGUGGCAGAGCUUCCAGGCCUGGGCUCGGGUUGGAGCUGUUUGGCCAGGGGGAGCUGGUGGGGCUUGGCGGACGGGCCUGGAGAGGGAGAGUUGGCCACUCCGGUGGGGAAAGCUGCAGUCCCCCCCCCCACUUUCCCUCGUUUACUGGGUGCCCCUGCUGUGACUUCCCCCCUCCCCUCAAAUCUGGCCUCUUGGGUAUCCCCCAAUCUGUACAGAUCCCUGUAUAUAAUAAUACCUUAGCCCCGUAUCACUGGGUAGAGAUAUUAAGCGCCACCUUUUCACCUCUGGACAAUGUAAGUUAUUCCGGCCCCCAAUGACGGUCCAUGCCCAACCCUCAAUAAACGUAGAAUCUCUCCUGGC